Messenger RNA from Ruditapes philippinarum (Manila clam), 1884 nucleotides. RefSeq lists its product as uncharacterized. The record is from RefSeq and is a predicted model, not a curated record. The transcript is spliced from 2 exons. Lineage: Eukaryota; Metazoa; Mollusca; Bivalvia; Venerida; Veneridae. Gene Ontology annotation, molecular function: zinc ion binding. Bases 96 to 1844 code for a protein of 582 amino acids.
AUAUUAUAGAUCAAAAUAAAACAAACUACAAACUGACUUUAAUUUCAAUUGUAAUUUCAUUAUGUUUUUAACGUUUUAAGGUUAAAACAUUUGAUAUGGAGGUGCCAGGACGUAAGGAGAGCAGUGAUGAUAAGGUCAAGCAAAAAUGCCAACCCUGCCUAGACGAAAAUGUCCUUCAUGAAGCUUACGGAUAUUGCAAAACAUGUGGAGAAUAUUUAUGUGAUGCUUGCUACAAAUAUCAUCGUCGACCAAAACCUUUCAAAGACCACGUUCUUGUUGAAUACAAGACUAUUAUGUCAAACGACAGAGCCCCCACGCCUCCAGACUCAGAUAAACAUAAGGUUUCAGAUGACCAGAUUCUGUAUCAAGGUGAAAAGGGUGAUGAAUUCAAGACAAAGAAAUCUCCCCCAUCAGUCCCAAGGAGAAGGAGGAUAUACAAUACAAAAUGUUAUGUUCACCCUUCAGAAGAUCUAAAAUAUCAUUGCAAAACACAUAAAUUAAUUGUAUGCAGCGAAUGUGCUUUAAAAGAGCAUAGACACUGUGAUAAGUUGGAUAACAUUCAUGAUAUUUAUGACUUUGAAAGUAAACGCAUUAAUUCAAAAAUCCAAUAUGUAGAAGAUAAAGCAGCGUAUAUACUAAAGCAAGAAACAAAUGCCAACGAAGAAUCUGACGUAUCGUAUGAGGAGGUUUUGUCACAAAUCCGUUUAGAUAGAGAGCAAGUUAACAAAUAUUUUGACGAAACAGAAAAACGCUUAAACAAUGAGGUAUAUAGAUUUCGAGAGGAAAGCAAGAAUAGGCAGACGGAGAUGCUCGAUAUAUGUCAGAAACUUAAAAAGAAAAAAGACUUAAUAAGUGAUACCAAUUUAUCAGAAAUUGAGAGAUACAUAUCAAUGACCGAAGGAGAGUGCGCAGUAGACAACAUAAAGAGAGAUCUCAAGGGAGUUUUCGGUCUGCCGCGUUUACAUGUUUCUUAUAAAUCACAGUACCAAAUGCUUGAUUCGGAAAACUUGGUUGUCGAGAAACAUCAAGGGGAAAUAGGUAGACGUGAGCUUAAGCCUCUAAAAAAGGUAGAUAUAGCAGGGGGAAAGCAAUCGUGCUCCAUAAAUGAUAUAGCAACACCAUCAAAUGAAACAUUUCCAGUUAUACUUGUAGAUAGUGUAAACAAAAGACUGAUUAUUAUUUCCGUUGAAUAUUCACUGAUAUAUCACCAGCUUGAAUGGAUACCUUGGGGAAUCACUUUUAUCAGCUAUGAAAGUCCAAAUGGUGAAAUAGCAAUUACUUGUCCAUAUGAUGACAGGAUAUUAUUUUUGACUAUCGGUGAAAAUAGUUCUGUUAGUAAGCGUACAUCUAUAAAAGUGGAGCAACCUACUGGAAUCAGAUACCAUGAGUCUGAAAAUGUGAUGAUAAUAGCUGUCAAUAAUUUUCUAAAUGCUAGCAUUCAGUGUUGGUCGCUAAAUGGUCAUUUAGUGAGAACCAUUGCUUCUUUCGAUUACAACAUUGACAAAUUAAACCUUACAAAUGAUGAUCAAAUUAUUUUUGUUCCCGAAUCAAAGCACUGCAUACAGUCGUGUGAUAUGUCUGGCAAAAUGUUAAGAUGUAUACCAUAUAUAGAUGACAAUAUGUGUGGACCAUAUGGUUUAGCAUCUGAUCAAAGUCAGUCGAUCUAUGUAUGUGGAUUCAAAUGCUUGCGAGUGGUUUCAAGAGAAGGGGAAUGGAAUGAACUUCUGACAAGAGAUGACGGAUUUGCAUCACAGUCACUCCUUGUCGGUAAUAGGUCUGAUAGACUUUAUGUUGGACAAGGAAAUGAUAAAGGGUGUACUGAUUUUCUUAUUUUUGAAUUAUGAAAACUUGCAAAUUAAGACAUUGAAAAGGCUUUCAAAUGAA